AUGUCCUCACACUUUUGGCAAAUCGUCAAUUGGAACCAUGUGUGGUCUCUAACUGGACUCGUAUGUCUCUCAACCACGUUGUUCAUCUGUAAAAAGUCAAAAAAGACUUCGACAGCUUCUAUUCGGCCACCGUCUUCUGCCGAAAGCCCUCAACCAUUGAUUCCAACGAAGGAACCACCACCAAAACCUGUUGCUGAUGCUCCUGUUGCACCUGCUGAAGAGAAACCAAAGGAAGAAGAAAAAAAACCCGACGAACCUGUGAAACCGAAAAAGAGCGAGAAGGAAAAAUCAAAGAAGGAUGGAAGCAAGAAGUCGAAUAAGGAAAAAUCGAAAAAGUCAGAAGGAAAGAAAUCGAAGAAGUCGGAGAAGAAGGAAGAAGAAAAGAAAAAGGUAGACGUCAAAGGAAAGGAUGCAUUUAAGAAGCCAGAGGAUGAAAGUGCGGUAGCAGCUAAAAAAGAUCCCAACUAUCAGACACUUUGUGGACUCAACAACGACCUAUUUGGACCAGACAAAAACCCAAAGAAGCAGUUCAAGGCUCCAACAAAGGUUGAGAAGGCUGAUGUGAAAGAUCCUCAAUAUGAGACUCUUAAUGGGCUGGGAGAGGACUUGUUCAAGGAAGAUAAGAAGGAUGACGAUGGAAAGAAAAAGGAAUUCAAGCCGCCAGAGAAGGUUGUGAAGGCAGAUGCCAAGGAUCCACAGUAUGAGACACUGAAUGAAGUUGAUAAGGGAAUAUUCAACAAUGAGGAGAAACCGAGUGAGAAGAAGGACGACGAGAAGAAGGAUGGAGAGAAGACAAAGAGCGAGAAAAAGAAAUGA
This is a messenger RNA of Caenorhabditis briggsae, 816 nucleotides long. The record is from RefSeq and is a predicted model, not a curated record. Lineage: Eukaryota; Metazoa; Nematoda; Chromadorea; Rhabditida; Rhabditidae. The transcript has 3 exons. The coding region runs from base 1 to 816 and encodes 271 amino acids.